This is a messenger RNA of Betta splendens (Siamese fighting fish), 2447 nucleotides long. It is a transcript of the gene pif1, whose product is annotated as PIF1 5'-to-3' DNA helicase homolog (S. cerevisiae). Lineage: Eukaryota; Metazoa; Chordata; Actinopteri; Anabantiformes; Osphronemidae. The coding region runs from base 160 to 2178 and encodes 672 amino acids. The transcript has 12 exons. Gene Ontology annotation, biological process: telomere maintenance; DNA repair. The record is from RefSeq and is a predicted model, not a curated record. Gene Ontology annotation, molecular function: DNA helicase activity.
CGGUCGUUUCGCGUUUAGAAACUGGAGCAGCUGCAACGGGAAAGAGCGAACCAGUGUGCGCUUUUUUAUUGGUUUUACGCAAAGGUGAGCGCAGAAGUGCAUUCAUUUUCGCCGAGGAGUGUAGCUGCAUUGUUGAAUAAAUAGGCCAAAACACGAUGAAUGUUUGUGUGGAUUGAAAGCAGCACGAUACCGUGUUUCAUUUCGGCCUGUUUCCUGUUUUUGAACACAUGUACUGCAAAUCGCUACUCGUUCAUCUUUAUAAAGAGUAACUAUUGCACUUGGAAGAGCAUCACUGCGAUGUUGGCUGGAGAGGACGGCGCCCAGCUGCAGUGCUGUGUGACGGUGGAGCAGCUGAACGCCUCCGGCCAAACCACCCGGAGGCAGGUCAUGCGAAAGGCCUCGGUUGUUCUGGGCCGCAACGAGUUCCAGGAGAUCAUCCUCCGCGUCCACGACGGAAAAGUCCCCCAGAGCUUCCAGCUGAGAGAGUUCAAGCUGUUCACCAAGUUCGUCAGAGAUGGGAAGUGCACCGUGAAGCUGCUGCCCGCCAACACCCAGGUGCUCAUGUCCAACUGUCCUCCUAAUCAGCUGAGCGUCUUCCUCAAAACGCUGAGCAUCAAGCAUCAGGCCCUGCAGGGCAACAGGCCUCUGAGCGACAGAGACAAGCUCAAGGCGGGUCUGCCGCGCAGCUUCGAGGCCAUCAGCCCGCUGCAGCAGAAGGACAUCCACAAGGUCAAUGAGAUGAGAGGCAAAGUGGCCCUGUCGGAUCGCACCAACAGGGCGACGGCGGCGGGAACAGGGCAGCAGGUCAAAAGGUCCAGGAGCGACUGUAACUUCAGCCCAGUGAAGGCCAACCCAAGUAAGAGGCCGAUCCUGUCUCUGCCAUCACAAAAGCUGAAUAAAGAGCAGGCUGCUGUCCUUAGUGCAGUCCUGAGUGGCAAGAAUGUCUUCUUCACUGGGAGUGCAGGUACAGGAAAGUCUUUCUUGCUAAAGAGAAUCGUGGGAUCUCUGCCUCCAAAGAGCACCUUUGCCACCGCCAGCACAGGAGUGGCUGCGUGUCACAUUGGAGGAACCACGUUGCACAACUUUGCAGGUAUUGGCUCAGGCUCUGCCCCACUAGAGCAGUGCAUCGAGCUGGCUCAGAGGCCCGGAGUUCUGCCGCACUGGACCAGCUGUCGACACCUCAUCAUUGAUGAGGUCUCCAUGGUGGAAGCCCAGUUUUUUGAUAAGCUGGAGUCAGUGGCCAGGUCAGUGAGGAGGUCGACUGAGCCGUUCGGGGGCAUCCAGCUGAUCGUAUGUGGCGACUUCCUCCAGCUGCCUCCUGUUGCUAAGGGAAAGGAAAAGGCCAGAUUCUGUUUCCAGGCCAGGAGUUGGCGUAAGGUCAUCCAGGUCAACAUGGAGCUAACGGAAGUGAGAAGGCAAACGGAGCAGUCCUUCAUCUCCCUCCUGCAGGCAGUGAGGCUGGGCAGGGUGACGGAGGACGUCACCGCUAAGCUGAUGGGAAGCGCCUACCAUAAUAUUGAGCGAGAUGGGAUUCUCGCCACCCGGCUGUGCACGCACAAGGAUGACGUGGAGCUCACAAACGACAACAAACUGCAGCAGUUGCCAGGUGCAGUGCGUGUGUUUGAGGCUCUUGACAGCGACCCAGCCCUGGUGAAGACUAUAGAUUCUCACAGCCCGGUCAGCAGACUGCUCCAGCUUAAAGUGGGAGCACAGGUCAUGCUGACAAAGAACCUGGAUGUCUCCCGGGGUUUGGUCAACGGAGCGCGAGGGGUUGUGGUAGCUUUUGAGACUGAAAAACAUGGACUCCCACGUGUGCGUUUCCUGUGUGGUGUUACAGAGGUGCUGAAGCCUGAGCGCUGGGUCUUUAAAUCCGGUGGUGGGAUUCACCUUAGUCGACAGCAGCUGCCACUCAAACUGGCCUGGGCCAUUUCCAUCCACAAGAGCCAGGGAAUGACGCUGGACUGUGUGGAAAUUUCCCUGGCUCGCGUGUUUGAGAGUGGACAGGCUUACGUGGCCCUGUCUCGAGCUCGGAGCCUUGAGGGUCUGCGGGUCAUGGACUUUGACCCACGGGUGGUGCGAGCAGACCCAGAUGUUCUCCUCUAUUACAAGAGACUGAGAAAGGAGAGGCUACUCAUGCAGGCCUCCAUGGAUGAUUUUGUUGGUAACUGUAAUAGAUAAAUCUCCUUCUGGAAAGUUAAAUGGAUUAUUCUGUGACUUUUUUUAUGCACCAUGUGCAUGGCUUUUGUUCCAUUAGUCCCCUGACCGUUUGUUUCGUUUUUAAAUGGCUGCAACCAGACAAAUACUACCUCAAGGUUCCUCUUAACCAGCAGUAGUUGAAGUCACACUGCCACCAUGUGAUCAGGUUUAUUAUUGUAACUGUUUUUAUUGUGCUUUGACUUUAUUUAUUUUUAACUGUUCAUUAUUUUCAAAUAAAGUUUGUGAAAUUG